CGACGACGACAGUCCUCUCCGGGGCAGCCGCCGCAAGUUUGAUAACCGAACGCGUUAGUCCGAUCCGUCCGCUCGCGCCGUCAUGCCGGCCCGCAGACACAGUUCGCCGUCGUCGUCUUCCUCCGCCUCCUUCGCCGAUCGGUCUUCUGCGGUUCGCGCGUAGCCCGUCGCCCACGAACCCGAUCGCCGCGCCUUCGAUUCAAUUUCGAGCCCGGCAACAGAGUCUCAAAAAUAAUAAUCACAUCCGUUCUCGUAUCUGAUAUUUUUCCGAUUAAUAAUUCGUUCUUUUUUUUCUCUCUCUCAUUUCUCGACCGGUAAAUCGUUCUUGCAAUUGUAUUAUAUUUUGAAUAAAUGGCCAGCGCCUCUUAGCAUCUACGCGUUACGUUUGAAAAUCUGUCUGUUAUCGCACACGAUUCGCGUCAUGGUGGUCAGCAUGUCGUCGAGAUGCUACCGUCUCAGAUGUUUGCUAGUUCUGGCAACCGUGUUGCUGUGGUCCGCCGACCGGUGCGUCGGUUCCGAAGAGCUCGACAAUAACAACAACAAUGACAACGGCACGUCGAUCGCGACGACCGCGUCCGCUUCCGACCUGUCGUCGUCAUCGACGUCCUCACCUUGGGCUGACGCUGUACCGUCGGGCAACGAGACGUCCGCAGCAGCAACGUCGGUGGCCAAGCCAAGUAAGUUCGACGAGCACGUAGAAGACUGGCAGUACGUGGACGAGCCGCUGAAGAACGUCACGGCGGCCACGGAACUGGCGCCGUCCGCGGGCAAUUCGUCGUCCGCCGGCGCCACAGCGGCCAUGUGCAAGAUAUGCCUGCUGCAGGCCAAGAACAAGCCACGGCGCAACAAGCGCAACCACGACAACAGACUUUUCAAGAUGGCCACCAAGUCAUCGCGGCACCGCGAGCUGUACGCAGAACUGGUGGCCGCGGCCGCGUCCAAGCAGUCUUACCGGCGCAAGAGGUUCCGGCGUUCCGUAAGCGCAGCGACCGGACCCGUAGCGGCCGCGUCCGACGAGGCGGCCGAGUCGUCCACGUACAAGCAGUUGUUCCGGUACAAGCGGUACCGGCGGUCCGCGGCCGCGUACCCGAACGGCAUGAUCCGACCGUACCGUUACCACCACAACGUUAACGUGCACCAGCCGCAGCCGUACGGACAGUCGCUGGCCGCCGACCUGCAGCAGCAGCACAACAGACGCCGGCGGUACAGAUACGCCGCGGACCCGUACCAUCACAAACGAGCCGCGGCCACGGCUUGGGACCGGUCGGCCGAGUUUCGGCGCCGGUACCUCCGAUUCCCGCCCACGCACGACGCGCCGCCACCCGCCUACAACAACAUCAUCGGCACCAACAACAACAACAACAACAACAUCAACAACAACCCGUGGUCGCCAGCCAUCGCGGGACCCGGACUGCCGCCACCGUUGCAGGCCCAACAACAGCCGUUCAGCUACCUGCCCCAGUACCCGGUCCAACCACCACCCCCGCCGCCCGCUAUGGGACCUCGGAGCCCCAGGCUCGUGUUCCGCGACCCCGUGGACCAGGGCACGUUGCAAGCGCCGUUCGGCGGCGGGCCCAACGGACUCCAGGACCUCUUGGUCUCGCAACCCGACGACGCCAAAGAUGAAUGGACUGACUUGGACGUAGACAACAAACGCAAUAGCUUAUGUUCGUCAGGAAGCUGCGAAUUUUUGUUAACUUGCUGGAUGGCAUCCGGCUUCAUUGAGAGCACCUGUGGCGGCUUCCUGUACGUAUGUUGUGACCGAAAUUCCGCCAAAACGAACGAAAAUAUUGCUAUCAAUACUAACAGAGCGUCGGUACCGGUCGACUAUGGUCCAGUGAUUAACGAUCCCAGUUGCGGCGUUUCGGUGGCCAAACAGCAAGGAGCGCAGAGAAGAAUUGUCGGAGGCGACGAAGCCGGGUUCGGCAGCUUUCCGUGGCAGGCGUACAUUCGCAUUGGAUCCAGUCGUUGCGGCGGUUCGUUGGUGAAUAGAUAUCACGUAGUCACGGCCGGACACUGUGUCGCCAGGGCGUCGGCGCGACAGGUGCAAGUGACAUUGGGUGACUAUGUCAUCAACUCGGCGGUGGAACCGUUGCCCGCGUACACGUUCGGUGUGCGCAAGAUCAGCGUGCACCCGUUCUUUAAGUUCACGCCCCAAGCCGACCGAUUCGAUGUGGCCGUGCUCCGGCUGGACAGACCGGUGCAGUACAUGCCGCACAUAGCGCCCAUCUGCCUGCCGGACAAGGGCGAAGACUUCCUGGGCCACUACGGAUGGGCCGCCGGAUGGGGAGCCCUGCAAGCCGGUUCUAGACUGAGACCGAAGACGCUGCAGGCCGUCGACGUGCCGAUCAUCGACAACAGACAGUGCGAGAGGUGGCACAAAUCCAACGGCAUAAAUGUCAUAAUCUACGACGAGAUGAUGUGCGCCGGUUACCGGGAAGGAUCGAAGGAUUCGUGUCAAGGCGAUUCGGGCGGACCGUUGAUGUUGGAGAAAACCGGCCGCUGGUACCUGAUCGGCAUCGUGUCAGCCGGUUACUCGUGCGCUCAGCGCGGACAGCCGGGGAUCUAUCACAGGGUCGCGUUGACGGUCGAUUGGAUUUCCUACAUAAUCAAUUCGUCGCAGUAACGAGACUCGGCAGCAGCCCUUCGACCAUUCCCACCGUGUCGACCAAUCUCCGGCAACGAAGACGGCGACGGCGACGACUGGCCAACACGUUUCGAUUAUUGCAUUUCCGAACUAUUUAUGACGACGUGUGUGUCACUACUAUAUCGUAUAUGUGUAUUGAACAACACGCACGUAUGAUAUAUAUUAUAUAUAUAUUUAUACGUAUUUUAUUUUAUUUUAUUUUACACUUAUUAUUUUUAAUAAUAUUAUUUUAUUUUUAUUUUAAUAACAAAAAAAAAAUCAUAUUGGACCCGACGGCGACGUGAGGUCGCGGUAAUUUUUAAUAAUAUUAUUGUGUUUUUUAUUUUAUUAUUAUUUUUUUUUUUUAUAUAUUAUUUAAAUUAUUGUAUCACAUUAUUAUUAUUAUUUUUUCUUUCGAAUAUUGUUUCGCUUUCGAACACCCGCGACCGCGAUCGCACAGCCGCCGCAGCGGUCUCGCGAUAUAUAUUGUUAUUAAUGCGUGUAUAAAUGUGUAUAGUGAAUAAUUUUACGUGUACAAUAAACUCACAACGUGGCUGUAAUAAUAGAGUAAUUAAUUUAACAACAGCUUAAUAAGAGUAUAAUAUGAAAAUAAAACACAAAAACCGAAAA
Messenger RNA from Sipha flava (yellow sugarcane aphid), 3256 nucleotides. RefSeq lists its product as uncharacterized. The record is from RefSeq and is a predicted model, not a curated record. The coding region runs from base 422 to 2626 and encodes 734 amino acids. Gene Ontology annotation, molecular function: serine-type endopeptidase activity. NCBI's taxonomy places the organism in Eukaryota, Metazoa, Arthropoda, Insecta, Hemiptera, Aphididae. Gene Ontology annotation, biological process: proteolysis. The transcript has 8 exons.